Messenger RNA from Suillus paluster, 1141 nucleotides. RefSeq lists its product as uncharacterized. The record is from RefSeq and is a predicted model, not a curated record. NCBI's taxonomy places the organism in Eukaryota, Fungi, Basidiomycota, Agaricomycetes, Boletales, Suillaceae. The coding region runs from base 177 to 884 and encodes 235 amino acids. The transcript has a single exon.
UCGGUGUCAACCUAAAUGUUAUUUAUGGCGAGAAGAAACAAAAGGCGCUUGGGCGGCUCUUGCAGGAGGUCGUGGCUCAGUCGGGUGACAUUAGUGCCCUGGACUGGGUGGGACAAUCAUCCGAGUUUAACAGCUGUCUGCCAGCAGACAUCACAUCAUACAAAGCUCCACCAAGCAUGCUGCCAUCCCUAUCCAAAGAUGAGAUUCAGGCAUUGGUCUCCUCGCUGCGAAUUUCCGUGGCCGUGGAACCCGCUAUGAAGCUUUAUACACUGCUUGACAAUACGACCGCCCCUCGUUUUGCAAACUGCAGACUGCAACUACCUUGCAUCGCAUUUCGUGUCACAGCAGUCAAACGGAGCCGUCCUCAAGAUCAGGAGACAAAUCUCUCGUAUGAAGUCAAGACAGAUGGGGUUCACGACCUGUUGAUCACCACGGAAGAGAAGUUGAUUCCAUCCUCGCGGGCAAUCGCCACCCGGCAGACGUUCCUGCUUGUCCGUCCGUGGGAUCGUUAUCUCCUCGAGCUGCCCGACUCUGGACUGAGCGUGGAGGAUUUAUCUGCGCCCGAGGUUCCUAGAGAACAUGAGCUGGUUGAUUCGGAGUCCCACUCGCGAUCUUCGCGAUUAAUUGAUCGCCUGCGACAACCUUUCGCAUUUUUCGGUUCACUCAGCCGAUCUUCUGGAAACAGAGGGUCAGCUGAUCCGGAGUCUCACUUACGAGCUUUGCGAUUGAUUGUUCGCCUUGGACAGCCUUUCCACGCAUUUUUGCUAGCGCAGCAGCGUGGCGGAGAAUAUAAGAGAAUCGCCACGGACCGUACUAUCAUUGCACAAGUCAAAGACAUAGCUUCUCUUCGUACCACGGACGUCAGGACAGUAGAGAUAUUGUAGUGGUAUGCAUUUUUAAGCACAGAGAUCUUUGAGUAUAUAGUUUUCAUUGGUUACGGUGUAUGUGUCUCGCUGCUACAGGAAAGCAGCACAAUUCUAACUGCAAUAAUAAUGCAUCUGUUACUCGUACGAACACGCUAUCACGGAACUGAGGGACCCAGCUGAGCAAUGACAUGCCUUCCAUUGAGAAGCAGAUUGUGCUGUCUUUUAUGAGAACUUUCAUGACUUGCCAAUGACGUAGCAUCUGCCGCAUUUCUAGC